UCCACACAUAGAUGUCAGUUAUGUGAUGUGUCAUUUCUUUGUUGUUAUUCCCAAGUAAACAUUAAAGCAUUUGUCCUAUUUUUUAUGUCAUAGACGUUUUGUCUUCAAAUAUAAGUCAUGGAUUCUGAUUCGUUUGUCUCCAUGAAACAUAACGUGGAAUUUACAAGUAUUUUGGAUCAGUAUUCGUGCAAUGAAGACUUGAUUGUUAACUUUGAGUUUGGAGAUUACGUGCCACAAGACGGAGACAGAAUUGCGAUAUUCAAACUGGGAUGGUCAUCUGUUAGAGAUUAUGUAUGUUUUGAAUGGGUACCCACUAAAGUCAUCAACAAACGUUGUCAAGUUGUGUUUAAAAAGAAUGUGUUACCUAAAAGUGGGCCAGAUAUGUUUCAAAUCUGUUACAUAAAUAAAGACAAUGAAUUGCAUGGUGCUAGUUCACCUUUUCAAGUCAGUGUUAAUGUUAACCCAAUGACCACUUCUGUAGAAAGUAAAAAAUCACUUGUACUAAUUGAUAAGAUCAAGGAUGAGGAAAUAUGCCGAUUAAAACAAGAGAAUCAAAUGUUAAUUGGGGCUUUGAGACUUGUGGUUCAGCAGGAGAAAAGUUAUCAACAGGAAGUCAGUAAUAUGAAAAGUAUCAUGGAUAAACAAACAGAAUGUAUUAAAAAUUUACAAAUGGAAAUGAAGCUGAUUAAAGAGCAGUUAUUUGGUGGAAAUCCUGCAAAUGUAAUGUCAUUUGAGAAGAAACUAGAUGACCUAAAACAGAGAGAGAAUGAAAAAGUAUUAAAGGCUAAUAUGGACAUUGGUGAUCUUAAAAGUAUUCCACCUUGUCCAUUUCAAUAAUUGUAUUAUAAUGUAUUUUAUGUUUAGUUUAGAUUGACUAAGUUCUAUUUAUAGUUUGUAUUUUUUGGAUAAAUGUAUUCGUUCUGUGUUGUGUUGUUGUGUGAUUUAUGUGCACUGUAUGUAUAUAUAUAUAUAUAUAUAUAUAUAUAUAUAUAUAUAGAAUAAUAGAAUGUUUUAGAUUUACUCAUAUACUCUUAUUAGCCUUAUUUACUAUAUUAUUAUAAAAGUAAAGUCUUUAAAUAUA
Molecule: messenger RNA, 1081 nt
Organism: Aethina tumida (small hive beetle)
Lineage: Eukaryota; Metazoa; Arthropoda; Insecta; Coleoptera; Nitidulidae
Product: tax1-binding protein 1-like
Exons: 3
Coding region: 118-837 (239 amino acids)
Source: RefSeq, a predicted model, not a curated record